This is a messenger RNA of Hemibagrus wyckioides, 1115 nucleotides long. RefSeq names its product dimethylaniline monooxygenase [N-oxide-forming] 2-like. Gene Ontology annotation, molecular function: flavin adenine dinucleotide binding; N,N-dimethylaniline monooxygenase activity; NADP binding. Lineage: Eukaryota; Metazoa; Chordata; Actinopteri; Siluriformes; Bagridae. The record is from RefSeq and is a predicted model, not a curated record. The transcript has 2 exons. The coding region runs from base 232 to 576 and encodes 114 amino acids.
ACUUAGGGAAGUAAUGACACCAGAAUGCACGGUGAGUAGAAAACAAGCAUGCAGAAAUAAGUGUGAUGGUAGGAGCAAUGUUCUGCUGGAAAACCCUAAGUUAGGCAAGGCUGCUUAAUGUUUUAGUUUAUCUAUUUACAUUCAGAGUGUUAAUGAUCUUCUUUGUUGUUUCUACAAACACACCCAUACCACAUCUAAUCCAGUAUAUUUUUACCUCAAAGACUUCUGAGCAUGAGUGAAGGAGUAUGGGUGGUGGGCCGUAUGUCUACUGGUGGCCUGCCUUGGGAUAUGAACAGGGUUACACAUCUGAACACUCUUUUCCUGCAACUGUUUCCUCAAGCUCUUCUCAGCUGGGCAGUGGAGAGAUCUUACAAUCAGAAAUUUAACCACAGGCUGUACGGACUGCAGCCUUGCCACAGACGCUCUAGUCUAAUUACAGCUGCUCUCAAGAUGGACUAUAUCACUUACUUGGAUUCCAUUGCAGAGGAAAUCGGUGUGCAUCCCAACCUCUUGUGGUUGUUCUUGAUGGAUCCUGGUUUGGGUUUGGUCCCUGCACACCGCACAAGUUUAGGCUGAGUGGGCCGGGUCGGUGGGGCGGAGCGCGUCAGGCCAUCUUCACCCAGUGGGAGCGUGUAACCUGGCCAUUCAAGACACGCCCCAUUCCAGAGGACAAAACUUCAACACUACACUACUGGCUGGGUCUGGCAGGAGGGGUGAUGCUGAUUUUUGCUCUCACUGAAUUGCAGAAGAGAAAUAAACCUUUCUUCAGUAUAUAGUAUUGCCUGUAUAACAUAGUCUGCUCUAAAGAUUUGCAUUCAUGUAGGAUGUGUUCUACACAUUAAAUACCUGAAAAUGGUAAUUCUGCACAAAAGAAAAAUUGGCAUGUGACCACUGGUGAACUGCAAGUUUUUUAUUCUUUUAUUUUUUUAAUUGAAGACUGGACUUUGUCUGAUCAUUUUAAACCAUUAAUGUUGCUGAGUUUUAAACCAAUUAGUUGUGCUGAUAUUGGCAUUGAUUCAGAAAAAAUCUAGAUGAAUGGGCACUCUGGAGGUAUACAAGCAAGAAAGGACUAUGACUGCAGUGAGGGCUUGGGUUAAAAACAGACCAUGUUAAAA